AUGUAUUUUAAGUUUGAUGAAGAAAUGGCAAUUCUGGCGGAAAUUCUAGGGAAUGGGAGGACAUUUCUUCAACUCUGGUGUGUAGGAAUAACAGCCGUCAUACUAAUUUGGGGUUUGCGGGGUCGGACGCGAUCGAGAUUUAGAGGGGCUACGGUGUGGCCGCUUCUGGGCGUGCUUCCCUCUUUGCUUUUUAACCGGCGCCACCUUUACAACUGGGUUACUCAUCUGGUUGUCGUGAACGGCGGAACAUUCAGACUUCCGGGCCCUUGGAAAUGCCGGGUUUUUACGGCCGACCCAGCAAACAUAGAAUACCUGCUGAAAACAAGGUAUGCCAAUUUCGGCAAGGGUGAGAUUUUCAAAGACUCGUUUCGCCUCAUGUUCGGGGACUCGAUUCUGGCGCAAGACGGGGAGUCGUUCAAGCGUCUCAGUGUGCCUAUCGCCAAGGCGUUCUCCUCGCCCGCCUUCCGCGAUGGUAUGGUCGUCGGGCUGCCGGCCGUGAUGCAGCAAAAUCUUCUCCCCAUCUUCACCCACGCCUGUGAGAAAGCCGCCAUUAUCGACCUGCAAGAUGUGUUCCACCGGCUGGCUUGUCACAACGCGUGGCUCUUCGGCGCAGGUGUUGAACUUGAUUGCCUGAAACCGAGUCUGCCCAAAUUUCCCUUCAUAGAAGCCUUCGGAGAGGCCACGCAGUCGAUCAUGUUUCGCCUGCUCAUGCACCCGUUUUGUUGGAAAAUUUUGUUUGAGCGCCGUUUUCUCAAAGCCAAAGACUUUGUUUACGGCUUCUCUAUUCAACAAUGGUGUUCUCGCGGGUGUUCUCCUGUGUCUGACAUCGCAUCGGCCUUCCUUGAGUACGAGGGAGAGAGGGGGCGGCUUUAUUCUGACAAAAGAAAGUAUGAGUUACUUGUCAAUCUCAUUUUCGCGGGGAAGGACUCCAUUACGGCGGGGCUCACAUGGUUCUUCUGGCUCGUAGCUAAGCAUCCCCUUGUCGAAGCCCACAUUUUAGCAGAGCUCCGACAGAUCGUCAAACAGAGACAGAGUCCGGACGAUCAGAACCCAUUUUCUUUUAGCUUCGAAGAAAUAAAGGAGAUGGAUUACCUGCAUUCAGCAGUGACGGAGUCUCUCCGCCUGUACCCACCUGUUCCCAUUGAGUCCACGGUUUCCGCAGAAGAUGAUGUUCUGCCCGACGGCACGCCCGUGGAGAAGGGCGCGCAGGUUUUUUACUCGAUUUACUCCUCCGGCAGGUUGGAGAGCGUUUGGGGCGAGGAUUGCGUGGAGUUCAAGCCGGAAAGGUGGAUGAAGAAUGGUAGGUUUGUGAGGCAAUCGGAUUCCAAGUUUGUAGUCUUCAACGGAGGACCUCGGCGCUGCACUGGCAUGGAAUUUGCGUACUGGCAGAUGAAGUGGGCUGCGGCUUCAGUUCUUAUUCGUUAUUCCAUAAAGAUGGUUGAUAAGCAUCCCGUAAUUCCUAAGUACGGACUCUCGCUUUUCAUGAAGUAUGGUUUGCUCGCAACAGUUCACCAAAGAGAAAUAGUAGAUGGUGAGAGCAGCAAAUAA
Molecule: messenger RNA, 1548 nt
Organism: Cryptomeria japonica (Japanese cedar)
Lineage: Eukaryota; Viridiplantae; Streptophyta; Pinopsida; Cupressales; Cupressaceae
Product: cytochrome P450 86B1
Exons: 1
Coding region: 1-1548 (515 amino acids)
Molecular function (GO): iron ion binding; monooxygenase activity; oxidoreductase activity, acting on paired donors, with incorporation or reduction of molecular oxygen
Source: RefSeq, a predicted model, not a curated record